UUAUAUGAACAGUUGAUAUAUUUUGAGUUCUCAUUUAGUGAACAUCAUCCCUUUUUAACCGAGAAAUAAGAAGAAGAGGUAAAGGAAAAAAAGAAAAAGAAAAAAAGAAGAAGCAAUGGAGGAGCUAGACAAAGCAUCAAUUGGUAAUCUGAAUGUACAUUCAGUUGUUCAAAAUUAAUAGAUUUACCAAAUUAUUAAUUAAAUAUAAUUUUAAACAUUCAAUUAUCAAAUUUGAAUAGUCACAGUAGAUUGUGUAAUUAUCCAAAAGAAUAAAAAAGUAAAUGAUGGUUCACCUGUGCUGCGCCAAUGUUAAGCUAAGAAAAGGCAUGAAGAAAGAGAGCCCAGUGAGCCGCUGGAUUAGUAGAGAAGAAUCUGAGCGCCGCUUGAUACAAACAAACAAUCAUUUAUCUGCACUAACUGUAAUAUUUCUUUCCUCUGUAUUAUUAUUAAUUUUGUUACUAUUGUCCUCUAUUCCUCUGUUUUUCCAACUUUCAAAUCAAACAAUCAGCAAAACUAGCAGCGAUCAAUGGGAUUUAGAAUCCUCUGCAAAUCCAAUCUACUCGCUACGCUCUCUUCCCGCCAUAAAACCCUUCUCAUUCAAUCCCUUAAUUCUCACCUCCUCGAUUCUUCUUCUACUAGAACCCCUAAAAGGUGGCAUUUUGGCCAUUCUCAUUCCCACUCCGAUCACCACCACCGCCACAAUCACCCCGCUUCCGGCGAAAAAGGUGAAAAUAUAUUUCGUUUGGGCCUCGCCGCUGAUAUUGGAUUAGCUGCUGGAAAAACUUUGACUGGUUAUUUGUCUGGAAGCACUGCGAUUAUCGCUGACGCUGCACAUUCGGUCUCUGAUGUGGUCCUAAGUGGAGUUGCAUUAUGGUCCUUCAAAGCUGGGAAUGCUCCUAGAGAUAAAGAACAUCCAUAUGGGCAUGGGAAAUUUGAGUCUUUAGGAGCCCUUGGGAUUUCUUGCAUGCUUUUGGCAACUGCUGGUGGUAUUGCUUGGCAUGCUUUAGAUCUUCUUAUUGGUUUGCUGUCUGCAUCUCCUGAAGUAGCAAACCAUUCUCAUGUGCAUAGUCACGGUCAUGGUGGAAAUCAUCAUGGAAUCAACAUGGAUCAUCCUAUACUUGCAUUGAGCAUGACGGUUGUAUCAAUAUCUGUAAAAGAAGGGCUUUACUGGAUAACAAAGCGAGCUGGGGAAAGGCAAGGCAGUGGACUUAUGAAAGCAAAUGCAUGGCAUCAUCGUGCUGAUGCUAUUUCUUCUGUUGUUGCACUUAUUGGGGUUGGGGGCUCCAUUCUUGGGAUUAGGUUUCUAGAUCCUCUCGCUGGACUUCUUGUUUCAGGCAUGAUCCUGAAAGCUGGACUGGAAACUGGGUACCAGAGUGUCUUGGAACUGGUAGAUGCUGCAAUUCCAGCAGAACAUUUGGAUCCUAUAAAGCAAACAAUACUACAAGUUGAAGAUGUCAAGGGAUGCCAUCGUUUGAGAGGAAGGAGGGCUGGUUCAUCUUUACACCUGGAUGUGCAUAUUGAGGUUGAUCCUUUUCUUAGUGUUAGUGCUGCCCAUGAAAUUGGUGAAAAGGUUCGUCAGGAAAUUCACGAGUCCUAUCCUGAAAUAGCUGAAGUCUUUAUACACAUAGAUCCUGCAUAUUUACACUUCUCAUCAAAUGUAGAAGGAACAGCAGAUCAGGAUAGAUAUAUCUCUUUGGAUGACAAAGACAUUGCAAUGAUUAUUUCCAAUACUUUUUUGUCAAAGUUCCCAGAGAAAAUGGAGGUUGAGCGCAUUACACGCCACUUUUUGCAACAAAAAGUAUUACUGGAAAUGGAGGUAUCCUUGCCCCCUGACAUUUUAAUAGGGGACGCAAUGGUAGUAGCAGAAAAAGCAGAAAAGGAAAUCUUGAAGGUAGCCUCUGAUAUAAUUCAAGUGAGCAUUCAGCUAAGAUUGGGCAAUCCAGUUCCAAAGUUUGGCUUCAAAUAAUAAACAAUAGUAAAGCGAACUGUAGAACACAGUGACUAUAUAGAAUAACGGGAUAGCAAUGCACUAAGUAGACCGGUAUACCUUUAGUUCAAGAUUCUUCAGUUUAAUUUGAAAUUAUUGGCAUCCUUUAUUGUCUCGUUCUUUAUGACUUUUCAAGUCAAGAGUAGUAAAUGGGCACAAGCUUGGUAUUAAGCUGUUAAUAUGAGAUUUCAGUAUUAGUUGA
Molecule: messenger RNA, 2189 nt
Organism: Ricinus communis (castor bean)
Lineage: Eukaryota; Viridiplantae; Streptophyta; Magnoliopsida; Malpighiales; Euphorbiaceae
Product: metal tolerance protein 2
Exons: 12
Coding region: 527-1966 (479 amino acids)
Biological process (GO): transmembrane transport; monoatomic cation transport
Cellular component (GO): membrane
Molecular function (GO): monoatomic cation transmembrane transporter activity
Source: RefSeq, a predicted model, not a curated record